ACAAAAACCAAUAGUUUUACCCUUUUAUCUACAACCAAUAAUCAGUCAGUUUCCAGUCUAGACAGCAUAUUCACUCACAUCACCCAAUUAUUUCUUCUCGAUUUAGAAAGUCGGCCAGUUCGAAAAAUGUUUCCAUAAAUUAACCACUCCUAAACACUGUUAAAUUAAUUAUUCAGCCGCCAGAUUUUUCCUGUUCAAUCAGAGCGUGGAUGAUGUUGUCUCAACUUCAAUUCAUCUAGUUUUGCUGACCUUCUUUGUCAUGAUGGAUGAGCUAUUGCUGGUUGCUGACUGCAGAUCUUGAACUGAUGGUUGUGGUCUCGGAUUUCGUUUAAGCUCGAAUCAUCGCAGAACCCCUUCGAUUUUUCAGUCUGUUCAUGGAUCAUUGAACAUGGCUCCUGCAUUAUUCAAGAAAAAGCGUUCAAAUGAAGUCGAAGCCUCUGGAUCUCUAUCGAGAUCCCUGCACGUUCUACCUGCACUCUCGGAAGAAAAGUACCCCAAGCUUCCCGAUUCACCACAGGUUACAUUAGCGCAUGAACUGACCACAGACCUACUAGCAUCCGACACCAGAACAGCUGGGCAUUCGUUCUCGUCGGCCUCUGUUAGUCUUAGUCAUUCCUCCUCUUUCUCGCCUGACUCAAGCCAUUUGAGAGUUCCCCCUUUCAUCUCCGAGGCAUUGAACGACAGGGGAUCUUUCCACUUGAGCCAAUCUUCCCCUACCGUUGCUAGAGAUGGCCAGCCGGAAAGUAAAGACGUUUCGUGGACUAUAGACACCUCGGAUGCGCCUCCUCCCCACCACAGAGACGUGGUGCCAUCGGAUGACUCGGCUAGGAAAACAGACUGGCGGGAGUGGGCCGAUCAGUUAGUCACACCGGACGACACGCUUGAUUUGAACUUGAGUGAUCUUCUUGUUGAUGUCAAUGUUCCAGAUCUUGAUGCCAAGCUGCUCGAAUUGCCACCAAACUUCGCGACGUACCAGCCUCAGAUCCAGGAGCGCCGCCUUCUUACAGUCUCUACUGCGCAGACGCUUCCUGCGGUCGCCUCUCCUUGUCCUUCGCCAGCAACCAAGGCACGGAUGCGUUGGACGCCUGAGCUGCACGAAGUUUUCUCAGAGGCUGUUACGAAACUAGGUGGUGGCGAACGAGCUACGCCAAAAGGCGUGUUGAAGCUCAUGAAUGUUGAAGGCCUCACAAUCUACCACGUGAAGAGCCACUUGCAGAAAUACCGAACCGCGAGGCACAAGCCGGAGUCCUCAGAAGCGCAGGAGGUGAAGUUGCACGAAGCGGAGAGCGAACAGAAUAGGCACGCCUAUUCUGUUGCUCUCGUGACCGCCAUGGCUGCUGAGGCGGCCGUUGCAGCAGCCAACGCUGCUGCAGAGGUCGUCCGCCUCAGAGCCGCAGCGCACGGCUCGGGCAAGACGAAGGAAGAGAUGGCCUCCGUCAAGAUUCAGGCAGCUUUCCGAGGAUAUAUGGCAAGGAGAGUUUUUAGGGCUCUGAGAUGCUUAAUGAGGCUGAAAACCGUGGUGGGAGGGAAGUCGGUCGAGAGGCAGGCGGCCGCGAGCUUGAAGUGUAUGCAGACGAUGGCUCGUCUGCAGUCUGAGAUUCGUGCAAGGCGAACCCUGUUGUUGGAGGAGAAUCCGUCCGUUCACAGGCAGAACGGGUGGAUUCAUGACGAUGAUCUCGACAAGUCGAGAGGAUUUAAAGGGGAAAAUUGGGAUCAAAGUUGCCGAUCUAAAGAGCAGAUUGAGGCAGAUAUAAAUUAUAAGCAAGAAGCUGCUAGGAGGAGAGAGAGAGCCUUAGCUUAUGCAUAUUCACAUCAGACUCUUAAAAAUCUCUCGGAUUCCACAAACCAAGCGUUCGUGGAUCCGAUCAAUCCCGGGUGGGGAUGGAGCUGGUUGGAGAGGUGGAUGGCCGCGCGGCCGUGGGAGAAGGGCGACGUGGCCGAGUACGAAGCCGCGGCAAAGGCAGCCUCGGGCCGCGCCGUUGCUAUUCGUGGAGACACGAAGGUCCAGUCUCCGACUGCCCAGGGAGGCCGGCGGCCUCCCGGCAGGCAGUCACCCUCGACUCCCAAGUCGAGGGCUGGAGGGAGGAUUAGGCCUGCGAGCCCGAGGGGGGUUCUUGUCACGGAUGAUGACUCGAGGAGCCUGAAUAGCACCCAGUCCGAGCAAUGCCGGAGGCGGAGUAGCUAUGCGGGCUCGUCGUUGAGAGACAAUGAGAGCCUUGCUAGCUCGCCUGCGGUUCCGGGCUACAUGGCCUACACGGAGUCCGCACGGGCUAGGUCACGGUUGCCUAACCCGCAGGGGUCGGAGACAGCCGCUUCUGCAAAGAAACGACUGUCUUUCUCCGGUUCCCCUGCCCGACCGAGGAGGCAUUCGACUCCCACGAGGUUGGGUGCUAGCCCUUAAACAGCACGGCACGACUGGGAACUCAUAAUUUGUUUGGUGUUUUUGUUUUCCUUUGUUUGUGUGUGCAAGUGUUGUUAACAACUAACUCAAAACUUUUGUGUUUAUUUGUGAAUUGAUUCGUGUUGAUUUA
Molecule: messenger RNA, 2531 nt
Organism: Salvia hispanica
Lineage: Eukaryota; Viridiplantae; Streptophyta; Magnoliopsida; Lamiales; Lamiaceae
Product: protein IQ-DOMAIN 3-like
Molecular function (GO): protein binding; DNA binding
Source: RefSeq, a predicted model, not a curated record